Messenger RNA from Rotaria sp. Silwood2, 2250 nucleotides. The record is from the annotation of a GenBank genome assembly. NCBI's taxonomy places the organism in Eukaryota, Metazoa, Rotifera, Eurotatoria, Philodinida, Philodinidae.
AUGGCUGAAAAAGAUUUAUAUAAUUUGAGCAAAAUUUUUUAUUAUUUUCGUGAGCGAUAUUAUAAUCAAGCAUAUAUAACAGCAAAUGAAGGUUUAAAACGUUUUGUUAAUGAUGGAAUACUUCAAUUUUAUUCAGCAUUAGCACAACUUAUGAAUGCACGAUUGCAUGAAUCAAUGCGUGAAUUGGAACAAUUACGUAAUAAACCUGAAUUAACAGUAGCAACUCUUCUAGCAUUAAUACAUGCUCAUAAACAACAUAAAACACCAGAUCGCGAAGCAAUUGCAGAAUAUGAAGUUAAAGUCAAAGAAUUACGUAAACAAGUAGAUGAUACGGCUUUAUUUUAUGCUGCUCAUACAUUAUAUAUCAUUGGUAAAGCUGAUAAAGCAACAGAAUAUAUUGAACGAGCAACUAAACAAAAUCCAACAAAUGUUUUUGCUAUAACUUUAAAAGGUUGGAUAUUAAUUGCUAAUGAUGUUGCUAAAGAAUCAAAACAAUAUUUUGAUGCUGCUUUAAAACUUGAGAAUAAUUUUCCUGAUGCUGCAUUUGGUUAUGCUAAAUAUCGUGAAAUACGUUCAAAUUUUUCUCAAGCACUUGAAUUUGUUAAUCGUGUAUUAGCAACUAAAAGUGAUUAUUUACCAGCAGUAUUGGAAAAUAUGAAAUUACAAUUAUGUAUGCAAGAUUGGGAACAAUGUGAAGAUGUUGCUCAAAGAGCAUUUCGAAUUGAUGCAAAUUGUGUUGAAGCACAUAAAUAUCAUUAUCUUUAUUUAUUAUGUAAAGAAGGAAAUUAUAGUGAUGCUCAACAAGCUUUUACUCGACUUUUACAAGCACUUGAUAUAUCUGAACCGAAAGGUGCUUGGCAAUAUUAUGAAAUUUCUCAAGUUGUUGCAAGAGUGUGUGGACGAAAUCCUCAAAUACUUCAACAAAGUGAUACACUUCUUCAACGUGCUCUAGAAAUUGAUUCGACAAAUUCAGAUUUUCUUAUCGAAGGUGGUUAUCAGGCAUUAAUGGCAAAUAAAAUGAAUGAAGCUAUUAAAUUCUAUAAAUCUGCUGCAAGAACACAAGCAGAAAAUAUGGGUGCUGUUUAUGGUAUUAUUCAUUGUCAAAUAUUAGAAGGAAAAUAUGCUGAAGCAAAACAACAAAUUGAAUUUCAACAUGAAGUUCAAAGUGGAAAUGCUGCAGAACUUGCUCAUCUAAGAGCUAUAUUAGCUAAACAUGAAAAUGUUCUAACAUCAGAUCAAAUUGUACAAUUAUUUGAUACAGCUGCUGAACAACAUUUUAAAAAUCUUCGAGGUUUACCCUUAGGUAAAAAAUAUUUACUCUGCUUAAAUCCAGAUUUUAUUCUUGAAAUUGUUCGUGAAUAUAUGAAUAAUACUACUUUAAAGCCAAUUGAAUCUGGUCAAACACUUGAUCCAUCUCUUCGAAAAUCUAGUGGUAUUUUAGAACAAUUAACUAAAGCUGUACCAGGUUUACUUGAAGGUCUUUUUCUAUUGGCUAAAGUAAAAUAUUUAUCUGGUGAUACAAAUGAAGCUAAAAGUGUUCUUCGUCGUAUAAUUGAUCAAGAAGCAACAUAUUCUGAAGCAUAUAUUCUUCUAGCACAAGUAUAUACACGUGAAGGAAAUACACAUUUAGCAUAUGAAUCAUUAGAAAAUGGUUUAUCAUAUAAUUUUGAUUUAAAAAAUCAUCCAAUGUAUCAUUUAAUACGUGCAAGAAUAUUAAAAAAAGAACAAAAAUAUGAAGAAGCUUGUAAAUUAUUACAAGCUGCACUUAAUUUACCUGGUGUUAAAAAACAACAACAAACUGAAUCAUUAAAAACACCACGAACAAAAACUGAACAAAUGAUUUCAAGUGUACCUAUAUCAAUGCAAGAUCGUGUUAGUGUUUAUUUAGAAUUAGUUGAAACACAAUUAUUACUUAAUCGUGUACAUGAAGCAAGUAUAUUAUUACAAGAAGCAUCAACUGAAUUUCAAGGUACAAGUGAAGAAUCAAGAAUAUUAUUAACAAAUGUUGAUUUGGCUUUAAAACGUGGUGAUAUUAAUCAAGCAAUUGAAAUUUUAAUACAAAUUAAACCUGAUCAAACAUAUUAUGUACAAUCAAGAGAAAAAUUAGCUGAAAUUUAUUUAAAACAUCGAAGAGAUAAAAAAUUGUAUAUUAAAACAUAUAAAGAACUUGUUGAUCGAAAUCCAACGCCACAAGCUUUAGUUAUUUUAGGAGAUGCUUAUAUGAGUAUUAUGGAGGUUCGUAUUCUAUGA